CUAUGAAAAUAAUAAGCGUCGAAGAAUCAAUUGGAUAAAACGUAGAAGUGAAGAAAAUUUUCAUAUUUUUGCAAAUUGGAGGUGUUUUCACAAUUUCUAUGAGCUAUUUCAAGCGUAUUUCCGUGGUGAAUAUAAAUGAAAAUAUAUUAAAAACAAAUAGAAAAGAUUAAUUAGUGCUAAGACGCGAAAAGCUGCUAAGGAAAGCAAAGUGUGCCGGCAAAGGUUUAAGAACUUGAAUUUUCCCAAUUUAUGGUGUUUUUCGCGUACGUGUGUGCGUGUGUGUGUUUGUACGGGGGGAAAAACGCAGUAAUUACGCAAGUUUCUAAACGCAUCGCAAGCCCCACUUUUCUGGAAGUGAACUGCUGUCGCUGUGUGAGCUAUAAAAGCUGCUCCUCCGUCUGCCAAAAUUAGCUUCGCCGCCCUCAGAGUGGUCACAAACAAAAUUGUUAAUUUAUGCGAUUUUUGCGUUCAUUGCGGCAUUUAACAAAGGCCGACCACCGUCUUGCUGCCGCCACACCCCUUCAUAUUCCAAAGCGUCGCUUCAAAACGUUUACUUCAUUAGUUGUCGGUUCUGUUACUAAAAAUAGCGUUUUGCAAAGACUAUUCCAAAAACAACGUGCCCGUCAUUUAUUAAUCAAACGGAAUAGUAUGCCAGAUAUAUUACAAGACUUUUUUGAGAUACAAAAUCCCAUUGGAACAUCAAUGUCAACAAAUAGUAGCGCUGGCGCAAGUGCUAUAGCAAAUGGCAGCAGGAAUUUGAAUGGUAGCGGGGAUGGCGGUGGUGGUGGCGGUGGCGGUGCCGCUGUUGGAGACAGUGGUGGUGGUGGCAGAGCUAUUAGCAGCGUCAACACUCUAUCCGUGCCUGGUCAGCAAGAGAUGGUUCAUCAGAAUGGCGCACUUACAGAGGCACCCGCUCAGGGUUACAAGCGUAAGCUGGAACAUAGAAUUUUUGUCAACCGGUCGCUGCACUUAGAGAAUAUCAAAUUCUAUGGCUUCGAUAUGGACUACACUCUGGCGGAAUACAAAUCGCCACAAUAUGAGCAACUUGGUUUCGAUUUGGCCAAAGAGUGUCUGGUCAAUGACGGCUAUCCCAAAGAAAUCCUGCAAUUCGAAUAUGAUCCCUCGUUUCCGGUGCGUGGCCUCUGGUUUGAUACACUCUAUGGCAAUCUCUUGAAAGUGGACGCCUACGGCAAUAUAUUGGUGUGUGUGCGGGGCUUCGAAUUUCUUAAACAUCACCAAGUUUAUGAGUUGUAUCCGAAUAAAUUUUUGAAACUGGAUGAAAAGCGCGUCUAUGUUUUGAAUACACUAUUCAAUUUACCUGAAACAUAUUUGUUGGCGUGUUUGGUUGAUUUCUUCACUAAUAGUUCGGAAUAUAUAAGCGAAAAAACUGGUGUCAAGGCAGGCGAGCUCUUCAUGUCCUUCAGAUCGAUUUUCCAAGAUGUACGACGUGCUAUCGAUUUUGUACAUAUAAAAGGCAAUCUAAAACAGAAGACAAUCGAGAACUUGGAUUACUACGUUAAAAAGGAUCCCCGUCUACCCAUGGUGCUGUCGCGCAUACGCGAAUCUGGUGCCAAGGUCUUCUUACUCACCAACAGCGAUUACAAAUACACCAACAUCAUUAUGUCGUAUUUAUUCGAUUUCGAGCAUGGCGCGAGACCCGACGAGCCACAUCGCAAUUGGAAAACCUACUUCGAUGUAAUUGUAGUGGAUGCAGCGAAACCACUCUUCUUCGGCGAAGGUACAAUUCUCCGGCAAGUUGACACACAAACGGGUGCCUUGAGAAUCGGCACACACAUGGGUCCACUGCAGCCGGGCAAAGUCUAUUCCGGUGGCUCAUGUGAGGUGUUCACUUCCUUCAUCAAUGCCAAGGGCAAGGAUGUCCUCUAUGUCGGUGAUCACAUUUUUGGUGAUAUUCUGAAGUCGAAGAAGAUACGUGGUUGGCGUACAUUCCUGAUUGUACCAGAGCUGGUGCAGGAAUUGCAUGUAUGGACAGAUAAGUGUCAGUAUUUUGCUGAGUUACAGCAAUUGGAUGUUAUGUUGGGUGAUAUGUACAAAAAUCUGGACUCGAGCGCUAAAGAGAAGCCGGACAUUUCAAAAUUGCGUUCAAGCAUACGUGAUGUCACCCAUAAAAUGGACAUGGCUUACGGCAUGAUGGGCUCACUAUUCCGUUCCGGUUCCCGACAAACAUUCUUCUCCAGUCAAGUAUCCAGAUAUGCCGACUUGUAUGCGGCAACUUUCCUCAAUCUCUAUUAUUAUCCAUUUUCGUAUAUGUUCCGUGCACCGGCUAUGCUGCUGCCGCACGAAUCUACAGUAACGCAUGAGCAACGAUUCCACAUGGAGGCACCGCCUAUACAACGUGCACGCAGCAAGAACGAAAGUGUGGAUGGUGGUGCGCUAAGCACGAUUUCAUCACCUACCGAGAAGGCGCAGGAAGCCAUGGCGAACUUCGAACGUGCGGAUUGCAAAGACGAAGAAAUUGAGAAGCUUGCUGAGGAAAUUAAGUCAAUGAAUUCGGCUGGUACAACCAAUUCCACAGUGCCGCAUACGCGUCCGCCAACACCGCAAAGCGUGACGCACACACACGAUGAGGACUACUCGGAGGAGGAGUCGGAACAAAUGCCCAAAUGUGACUGUCAACGACAGCAAGAUGAUACCGACUAGAAUCUGGCGAAUUUAGUAUGCACUUAUAAAGCAUCGGCAGACGCCUCGGAAGCGUUUAAAAUAAAUAAAUAAACAAAAAGAAAUGAUGAA
Molecule: messenger RNA, 2751 nt
Organism: Rhagoletis zephyria (snowberry fruit fly)
Lineage: Eukaryota; Metazoa; Arthropoda; Insecta; Diptera; Tephritidae
Gene: Nt5b
Product: 5' nucleotidase B
Molecular function (GO): 5'-nucleotidase activity
Source: RefSeq, a predicted model, not a curated record